This is a messenger RNA of Fomitopsis serialis, 4260 nucleotides long. RefSeq lists its product as uncharacterized. The coding region runs from base 1 to 4260 and encodes 1419 amino acids. The transcript is spliced from 11 exons. The record is from RefSeq and is a predicted model, not a curated record. NCBI's taxonomy places the organism in Eukaryota, Fungi, Basidiomycota, Agaricomycetes, Polyporales, Fomitopsidaceae. Gene Ontology annotation, cellular component: endoplasmic reticulum exit site; COPII vesicle coat. Gene Ontology annotation, biological process: endoplasmic reticulum organization; intracellular protein transport; COPII-coated vesicle cargo loading. Gene Ontology annotation, molecular function: structural molecule activity; protein binding.
AUGAAGCUCAAAGAAAUCCACAGGACGUCGACCUUUGCAUGGUCGCCAUCGCCGUCAUUGCCGUUGCUGGCGACGGGAACGGUGGCAGGCGCACUCGACGAGUCCUUCAGCAAUAACGGCCAGCUCGAAAUAUGGGCUCCGGAUUUCCUGGACAAAACGCAGUAUGACCUUGGUCAGGAGGGCCAGGCGGGGCCAAAGGCGUCGGUUACGACCACAUCACGAUUCAACCGUUUAGCAUGGGGCUACACAGACGCAAGUCGACCGCGGGGUGUGCUCGUCGCGGGCAUGGAGAACGGCGAGCUGGACAUUUGGGACCCUGCGAAGAUCGUCGCAAAUGCUGAAGUCCCUAAUCCUACGCAACUCAACGCAUACGGGCCCGUACGGGGACUUGACUUCAACCCGAUUCAGACGAACUUGUUUGCGUCAGGCGCGGUGAACGGAGAGAUAUACAUCUGGGAUCUCAGAGACCCAAGUAAACCGUACUCGCCUGGUACCCGCAGUACGAAGCUGGACGAAAUCACGGCCCUAGCAUGGAAUCACCACGUUCAGUACGCUCUCGCAGCAUCCAGCAGCACCGGUUACACCGUCGUCUGGGAUCUUCGAGGCAAGCGAGAAGUUGCAGCCCUCACAUACGGCGGCGGCGCAGGUACAAUGGGAGGUGCUAUGCAAGGAUUUGGCGGCGGGAUGGCCAUGGGCGGUAGGCGUGGUAUGAGUGACGUCGCAUGGCAUCCGGACAAUGCUACUCGUCUCGUCACAGCAUCUGAAGACGACACGUCGCCCGUUAUCAUGGUUUGGGACCUGCGGAAUGCUCGUGCUCCCGAAAAGAUCCUCACUGGGCAUGAGAAGGGUGUCCUGUCGCUGUCAUGGUGCAAACAAGAUCCGGAUCUGCUGUUGUCGUGCGGCAAGGACAACCGUGCCCUGUGCUGGAACCCGCAGACGUCAGAGAUAUUGGCGAGGUACGUGGCGAAAGACAAUUGGGCGUUCCAGGUGCAGUGGUGUCCUCGGAAUCCGGAUCUGUUCGCAACCGCGUUCUUCGACGGCACCAUCGGUAUCCACUCAAUUCAGUCUACCAACGAGGCCGCGGAUGUCCCACCUGUCACGCCGCAGACAGACGGCUCUGAUAUCUUCGGCGCCUCUGGUUUCUCGCGCGCAUCUCAGGCAACGCUCUCACUGAAACACCCGCCGAAGUGGCUGCGCCGGCCUGUAUCCAGUUCGUUCGGCUACGGCGGCAAGUUGGCUAGCGUCUCGAACCUACCCUCUGCCCAGGGCAAGACGCAGAGCAGCAUCGUGCACAUCCGGAAGGUCGUUACUGAACCUUCCAUCGCUGAGCGCGCCGUGAAGCUUCAAGAUGCGGUCGAGGGCGAGACUCUGAGUACGUUCGCAGAAAGGAAGACGUCGGAGGUCAAGGUUGCGGAAGCUUCCGCCAGCUGGAAAGCGCUGCUCAGUCUGUUCAAGGCCGACUCGAGAGAUGAACUCAUUACGCUGCUUGGAUUUUCGAAGGACGAAGUGGCAGCUCGCGUGGCGGAGGCUGUCGAGAAGCUCAAAGCGUCCGCUGAGGCGCCUGCGACUCCCAUUGAGGACGACAUAACCGAGGCGGCCUCAGACACAGGCUACAAGCCGCCCGUGGUAUCGUUUGCGGAGCCUGAGAGCGAGGCCCGAUCGGACAGUGGAGGGGAGGAUGUCGUUGGCGAGGACGCCGACGAGACCGGGUCUACCGCGGCGGAAGCGACACCCUCCGAGGUCAGCGCCAGUGCCGCAUCAGACAACACCAACAUCCCUGUAGCAGAUGCCGAGUCUACGACCACUGCGCCAAGUCUCUUUGGGGAUGAGAUCAUCGGGACGCCUCAAUUGGACGCUGCGGCAGACUUCUUUGGUAGCAUUGGCACUGGACAGAGGAACGAUGACCAGAUCCAGAUUCCGCACAGGAAUUACGGCCUCGACUCCUCGGUUGCGGCGACGAUCGGUUCGGGACCCUCAUCUGUGGCUUCAGAGGCACUGCAGAGCAACACAUUCAAGAUCUAUCCGCCCGACGAGUCAGAGACUGAUCGCCUAGUCACAAAGGCACUCGUUCUCGGCGACUUCGAUUCCGCUGUUUCUCUCUGUCUCUCUUCAAAUCGCUUCGCAGAUGCCAUUCUGCUCGCGGUCAAAGGCGGUCCGCAACUCCUGCAGAAGACGCAGAAGGCAUAUUUCGAGAGCCAGACCACCGCUCUGCCGUACCUACGCCUCUUCCAGUCGAUCGUCACCAACGAUCUUGCUGAUAUCGUGCAAAAUGCCGACCUCCAGGAGUGGCAGGAGAUUUUCGUCGUGUUGUGCACCUUCGCCAGCCAGGACGAGUUCUCUAGUCUUGCGGAGCAGCUGGGCCAGCGCCUGGAGUUCCAGUCGAGCGUUGCUAAGGCGUCUGGUGCUCCUGACGCUGAGGACAAAGCGACGGAGUUCAGGAGGAACGCUACCCUGACAUACCUUGCCGCCGGUCGCCUCGAGAGACUUGUGAAUAUCUGGAUCGAAGAUCUGGCCGAGGAUGAGCAUCAUCUAGUCCAGGAUGAGAGCCUGCAGGGAUCUCGAUACACGGCGCACGCGCAUGCUUUGCAGACGUUCAUCGAGAAGGUCACGGUCUUCCGGAAGAGUAGCGGCGAGGACGUCGACGCCGUCGCGUACAAGCUGUCUGGUCUCUACGAUCGCUACUUCGAGUACGCCGACCUGCUCGCUGCUCAAGGACUGGUCACGCAAGCUGUAGCGUAUCUUAAGCUCACUCCUGAUGAAUACCAGGGUUUCACAGGCUCGCCUUUGGAUUUCAAAGUCAUCAGGGACCGCCUGUUGAAGGCUUCUGGAGAGCAGAAAUUGCCUCCGAGGUCUGCGUCAUUGCAAGCGACAGUCAAGGCAGUCCCGCUCGCAUCCUCGAGCUCGACCUAUGGCUACCCAGCGUACGCUGCAUCGACUCAGCCGACCGUUGCAACGCAAGUCCCCGCGGCACCGUCGUCAUUAUACGACCCCUACGGCGCGGGCUCGGCGGGCGCGUCGAACGUGGCUAACUCGUACGCUCCUCCUGCCCCGGUAGGAAACCCGUAUGGUCACCCUGCUCAGGCCACACAACCCUCGCAGCCGUAUCAGUCAACUGCAGCGAUGACUUAUCCCAACGCAAACCCUUACGGCCGCCCAGCAUCACAACCUCAGCCAAUGGUGGGCCAAGCGCCUCCUCCACCUACCAUCCUCCCUCCUCCCCCGCCGAGAGCCGCGAAUGCCACGCCUUCCGGUCCGCCACUGCCACCCAAACGUGAUGCAGGCGGUUGGAAUGACGCACCCUCAGGUAUCGCCCAGCGCCGCGGAACAGGACCCACGAGUAGACCGGCUGCCAUCACCGCUCCCUUCCCUAAUGCGCCCAUGUCCCCGAGCCUGCCCAGCACCCCGAGCUUCGGUCAUGGCCAGCCCCAGCCCGCGUUGCCGCCACCACCCCGUCCUGGGAGCGUGCAGCAACGUCCGCCACCGCCGCCUCAGGGACAGCGCAUGCCGCCUCCGCCACAGGGUGGUCCAGGACCCUUCCCAACGCGUCCACCAUCGGGCCCUCCGAGCAGCAUGGGGCCCCCUCCUGGUCGGAUGAUGAUGUCCCCGCCACCAGGCCCUGGUAUUGCACGCUCGCCACAGGCGCCUCCUUUGCCCGGCCAAACACCGCCUCCCAUGCAAGGGCGACUCCCUCCUGGUGCCGCGCCGCAGGGCGUGCCAGGCCCGUCCGGCCCAUACGCCCGCGCGACGCCACAGCCGCAAGGCCCGCCGCCGCCGAUGGGACCUCCUGGCCAGUCGCAGUUCGCUCAGCACCCGCCGCCGCAACACCAGCAGCCGGGGCCGCAAGGGCAGUUCAUGCCCCCGCUGCAGCGAAUGAAUCCUCCGCCUGGUGGUGCGCCCCCUCAGGGUCCCCCGCAGGGCCCACCGCGCGGCGCGCCAACUGGAAACGGUUCGGCAGCGCCAGGACGCGCAGGCCCGCCGCCGCCGAAGUACCUUGGAGCGGCUGAGGCAGACUCCCCGCCCUCGCAAAAACGUCUCGUCGACGAUCUGGAGAGGAGGAUCAACCCGCUCUUCGACGCUCUCAACUGCGAGACGUUGUCGACGCCCGUGCAAGAAAAGCUGUUGGUGCUCUCUCGAGCGAUCGAGGCGCACGACCGGGACGGAGCCAUGGCCCUGCAUAUGGAUCUCCUCACGACGGGCUCGCUCACGGACGAUAUCGGGUUGUGGAUGUCGGGCGUGAAGCAGCUCAUCCUGCGCCUGUAG